Anolis sagrei ordinatus is the source of this 2175-nucleotide messenger RNA. The record is from RefSeq and is a predicted model, not a curated record. Lineage: Eukaryota; Metazoa; Chordata; Lepidosauria; Squamata; Anolidae.
AAAGGAAGGAAGGAUCCACAAAGAGAACCAUCUUGCCAUGGAGACAUUGCGAAGCUGACCCUUUCAGAGCUGGGGAAAGGAGAAAGGGAAGAAAGGAAAGAAAGAAAGAGAAAAAGAAGGGAAAGGAGAAGGAAGGAAAGUGGGAAGAGAGAAGAAGGAAGGGUAUAAUGUCCCGUUCCCCUUCUGCCUUCCAGUCCAAAUCAGCCUGCCUCCAGGGAUGCGCAUCACCAAGGGUCUUCCGGGGGUCUUCACAGCUAUCCAGCUCCACCUUCACUGGGGUGGCAAGGAUCUGGAGACCAGCGGCUCCGAACACACCAUGGACGGGUUGCGUUACAUUGCUGAGCUUCAUAUCGUCCAUUACAACUCGGCAGCAUACUCCAGUUUUCAAGAAGCGAAGGAUAAACCCAACGGAUUGGCUGUCCUCGCUUUUCUAUUUGUGGAGAGCCAUUUAGAGAAUUCCUACUACAGCGAUUUCCUUGCCCACUUGGAGAAAAUCAGGUUUGCAGGGCAGGCAACUACUCUCAACACUCUGGAUGUCAUGUCCAUGUUGCCAGAAAACCUUGGACAUUUCUAUAGGUACCAAGGAUCCUUGACCACCCCUCCCUGCACAGAAAAUGUCAUUUGGACGCUGUUUGACACACAUAUCAAGCUGUCCAGUAGUCAGAUUACGCUGCUGGAGAACGCCUUGCUGGACUGGGAGAACAACACCCUGAAGAGCGACUACCGCCACAUCCAGGCCCUGAACGGAAGGGUGGUCUUGUCGUCUUUCCAAGAGAAGCCAGCAGAACCAACGUGUCACUCGGAGAACUUCUCUCACAAACUGAAACAAAUCCAGAACCACCUCAGUGAGAUCAAGAAGUAUCUUAUAGAUGCCCUGGAGAAACCGGCGGGUCGCAAGCCUGAAAACGUCCAGGCGUUCUACUUCCACAACGACAAUGUGGAGAGUCACGCGGAGGUCCGCCCGCUGCGUCCGAUGGGUCUCCAAACCUUCACCCUCUGCUUCUGGAGCCAGAACGUGAACCAAGGCAAGCAGACCGUCUUCUUCUACGCCACCCCAGAGAGGGACAACGAGUUGGUGGUCACGGUGGGCGUGGAAGUGGGCGUCUGGAUCGGGGGCCACUUUGUCCAGUUCGAGCUCCACCAGAAGUCCGAGGAGCGGAUCCACUGCUGCGUCACUUGGGCCUCCAACUCCGGCAAUGUCGACGUGUGGAUCAACGGCGAGAUGGCCACCACCAAGCAUAUCCAGAAAGGGUACGUCAUCCAGAGCGGCGGGACUCCCAUCCUCGGAAAGUACAAGAACGCCAUGCUCAACGUCUUUGCGAACGCCUUCUCCGGAUGGCUGAGCCACGUCAACCUCUGGAGCCGCGUCCUGGAGCCGAGAGAAAUCCAAGAGCUCAUCCUCUGCCGAGAACAAGAGCCGAAGGGGGACAUCAUCGCCUGGGGGGAAACCCCCAUGACCCUCUUCGGAGGCGUGGUCGUGGAUGCCGAUACCGGUUGCAGUUGAGGCCGUUGUGGACGCGAGACGGAAUCCGUGCACGGGCAGAAAGUGCAAGAGAGCAAGCGUGGACUAGUACCCAAACGUGAUAUUGAUUUUGUUUCUAGUUAUGCAUCUCGCAGGCUGCUUCUCCGUCCUCUCUGAAUGCUCUUAUGUGUCAUCAGCAUCCAACGACAGACAACGCUCAACAUAAAGUGUCACUCUUCCAUGUGCAAUUGGUUUAUUAUUGGUAGCCGAAUGGAAAUUCGCUCUCUCCCUUUUGCCACAUUUCUAAGCAAACGCAGACGCUGCGAUGCCUCUUUUCAUGCAGAUAUCACCUGUUAAUGUAACCUCACCUGUUUACUUUCCCAAACGAGGACAGGAAAGUCUCCAGUAUCAAAGCAGUGAUAAGAAAUGGAAGAUAGGUUAGCUGGCCUAACCAUGCAGCUUCUAUUUCUGCCAGCCGUGCACGGAGUUGGUAGGAAAAUGCUUCCAGAUCAUUUGGUUUUCUAUUUCUCUUCUAUAUCUUUGUCUGCAAACCAAACCUUUUGGCAUCGCAAUAAAGUCCUGCAUUGUAAACAACUCUAGUCCCAACCCAACCAUGUAUAUUUCGACACAUAUGUUAUGUACGCCGUAAAUAGUUUACCUCUUGUUUGUGCAAGCUAGUUACGAAAUGUGAUUAAAAUCAUUUAAUGCACACA